AAUAACACCCGAACAUUGAUCUCUCUCAUCUCCACACCCAUAGCAGUAAAUCCUUGUAGCCUCUUCAUCCAAAAGUUUCUGUUCAACCCUGUUGUUGAAGCUCAUCUCUUCCUUGUGCCACCACAUUGCCUGUCGUCGUACAGAUACUAAGGGUAAGGCCAAGGCCUAGGAAGAUGAUGAGGGAGUGGAACGUGUGGCAAGAUGAGUUAACGGGAACGACCUUGGCGGCUUUUUGCUAGAUAUUAAUUUGUUUCAGUAUUUCAGUGUUAUAACAAAAAGAUUAUUAUUAUUUUAGUCUAUUUGAGAAUUUGAUUUUUUAAUAAAUUCCUGGAUCCAGGUGGUUAUUACAUUUGUUGGUGAUAACUAUUUUAUUAAGUUUUUAUUUGGAGUUAUUUUAGUUAUAUCUUAGAUUUUAUCAGGGUUAUUCUUAAAUAGACGGCCGUUAUAUUGGAGUUAUUUUUAAAAGUAGUACGUUAGUGUAACGUUUCCUUUAACCCUGAGAGGGGCGUUACAUUUAUGGCUAGCUGAAGUAGUGGGUUGCUCAUUGGUAGAGGUGGAGGGUUGGUUUGGUUUUGAGGGUUGGCUAGUAGAAGCAACAUGCUCAAGUAUCCGCUGGCGCUUGUUCUCCCCCUCAUGAGAAUCCGAAUCAUCAGGAUCCUCAUGUGAACGUUUAGUGCCACGGAGACUUUCACGGCAUGUGUUCUGUGUAUCUAGAGCAUGGAGAAGGGCUUUUUGAAGAGGGGUGAGGUUGCCUGCCUUCUUCCACGUCUAGUAUACGGUCGUAGAUCUCAGCUACAAGAUCCUCGAAGGGUACGGUGGUUAGGUUAGGUUUGGUCGUUGUAGGGGAGAAUACUAGUUCUGUAUCCUGGGUUCCCCUUGAUGUGGAUGGUUGUUGGCUUUCUAUGGCUAUAAAUAUUAUUGUUACUAGUAUAAUAAAAGAUAAUAACAAUAAUAAUGAUGACAAUAAUAAUAAUCUUUAUCCUUCCUUCCAUGCAUUCUCUCCAUGUAUUGCUGGUUUGAAGGGGUAGUGGCCAGUGGGUGAUCAGCUGUUUUUUAUAUUGUCUUUUAUUUCAUGUGAAAAGGCUGUUGCAGAAGAUCCUGAAGAUGCCAUUCAUUGGCACCAACUUGGCCUUCAUUUUCUCUGUACCCAGCAGUUUAAAAUGUCACAGAAGUACCUCAAGACUGCAGCUGCAUGCCUUAGGAGCUGCUAUGCCUGGUCAAAUCUUGGUAUCUCAUUGCAACUAUCAGCUGAGCCUUCAUGUGCUGAAGAUGUAUAUAAACAAGCUUUGUUAGUGGCUACCCCUCAACAAGCUCAUACAAUAUUUUCCAACCUGGGUAAUCUCUAUCGUCAGCUAAGAGAUUUUGAGUCUGCCAAGGCAAUGAUAACAAAGUCUCUUGAACUGCAACCCGGUUAUGCACCUGCAUAUAACAACUUAGGUCUUGUUUUUGUUGCUGAGGGCAAGUGGGAUGAUGCAAAGUUCUGCUUCGACCAGGCAAUCCUGCAUGAUCCACUACUGGAUUCAGCCAAGUCCAACAUGAUUAAAGCCAUGAACAUGCAGAGGAUGUACACCAGCAUGUCCUCGUAUCUAUGAUUUGUAAAUUGUGUUAGACUUGAAAAAUGAUAUUUGCCAUGUUGUACGUAAAAUAGGAGUCAGGUGAAGUACAUUGGUUUCUUGCACAUAUAGAUCGGUUCCUGUAAUCCUGUACCGGAACUGGGGAGUAAAGUGCAUGAUCUGGAACCAUUACUUAGAAUUCGUUCAAGCUGGGUAGAAUCCGGGUUUUCAUGUGUUCAUACCCGGGACUGGUCAGCAGCUGGCCUGGGUUCCCAUCUAGGGAUGGACCGUGAUGGGACCGAGCCGGGACUGGGCGGGCUUCGGGCUUAGAGAUUUCAGGACUGGUACCGGCCCAGGUUUGUAACGGGACCGGGUCAGGUCGGGCCGGGCCCAAACAGUACCGGGUCGGGUUGGGCAUUGGGACGGGGCUGGGCAUUCAAUUAAAAAAAUAGUGCAGUCAGGCCCGGACCGGGCCCAAAAAAUCAAGCCUGAAGCCUUCCCUUACAGUCACCGGGCUGGGCCUAAGGCCGGUCCUAAACAAUAUCGGGUCGGGCUGAGCCAUCCCAGUCCAUCCCUAUUCCCAUCCCAUUUGGAUAUUUUUUAGGCUUUCAAUGGCUAAUUAUGUAAGUGUAACGUGAUUGAUACAUCAUGUAUGGAGUAUAUUAUAUUUAUCCUCAUUUCAGUACAUUAUUUAUUAAAAUUGCAAACAUUAUUUGUC
Molecule: messenger RNA, 2271 nt
Organism: Cuscuta epithymum
Lineage: Eukaryota; Viridiplantae; Streptophyta; Magnoliopsida; Solanales; Convolvulaceae
Source: the annotation of a GenBank genome assembly